This is a messenger RNA of Thunnus maccoyii (southern bluefin tuna), 3481 nucleotides long. RefSeq names its product acyl-CoA synthetase family member 3 (gene acsf3). Gene Ontology annotation, biological process: fatty acid metabolic process. The record is from RefSeq and is a predicted model, not a curated record. Bases 180 to 1940 code for a protein of 586 amino acids. Gene Ontology annotation, molecular function: medium-chain fatty acid-CoA ligase activity. NCBI's taxonomy places the organism in Eukaryota, Metazoa, Chordata, Actinopteri, Scombriformes, Scombridae. The transcript is spliced from 10 exons.
UCUUUGGUGAGCAGCCUCUCCACUGGAUCUGCAGGUCUUCAAGAAUGGGAAUGAAUGCCUUUCCAACAACCACCAAGCUGAAUUAUGUCACUCUGAUAUGAACAAAUGUGAGAGAUUGGAUGGAGCCAUCAUGACGUGAGGUUCAAACUCUGGAUGGUCUGAACAGCUGUAUCUCAAACAUGCUCUUAGGACUUGUUGCUGCUCGCCACUCUCUGAAGUGGACCAUCCCUUGCUGGAAAACCACCCUUGACAGAACUUAUUGGCCUUCAGAGUCAGGGCAGUGGCUGCUGGGAACUGUAGUCCGGAGGAAAGCUCAUAGAUGGACUACCGUACCAUCAUCAAGGUUAAACCAGAAGCCUGUCUUUGCUAGAGCUCCAGCUUUUGGAGAUAAGCUAGCUAUCAUAGACAGUAGCGGCAGCCACAGCUACAAGCAGCUGUAUGGCAGUAGCUUAGGCCUUGCCAGAAGAAUCACCACUGCUCUCAACUCUGACUUUGGGGGUCUGGAAGGAAAACGAAUCACCUUCCUGUGUGCUAAUGAUGCUUCCUAUACAGUGGCACAGUGGGCAGCUUGGAUGAGUGGCGGGACAGCGGUGCCGCUGUACCGAAAACACCCACCAUCUGAACUGGAGUACAUCAUUUCCGACUCCCAGAGUUCACUGCUGGUGGCAGGGCAUCCCUACGCUGAAACCUUGGAGCCCCUGGCACAGAAGCUUGGGCUGCCAUACCUCACACUGCCCCCUACCUCUAACCUGGGCACUUUAAAUGGGGCAGAGACAGAAGAGAAGGAGGCCACCAUCACAGACUGGGCUGAGCGACCAGCUAUGAUCAUCUACACCAGUGGUACCACAGGGAGACCAAAGGGAGUCCUGCAUACGCACAGCAGCAUCCAAGCCAUGGUCCAGUGUCUGGUUUCAGAGUGGGCGUGGUCCAGAGAUGACGUCAUCCUCCACACUUUACCGCUCCACCACGUGCACGGCAUCGUCAACAAGCUGCUGUGCCCGCUCUGGGUGGGCGCCACCUGCAUUAUGCUGCCCGAAUUCCAGCCUCAAAAGGUGUGGGAGAUGCUGUUGAGCUCCAAGGCCCCCCUGGUUAAUGUGUUCAUGGCCGUGCCAACUAUCUACUCUAAGCUGAUCCAGCACUAUGAUCAGCACUUCACACAGCCUCAUGUCAAGGACUUUGUCAAAGCGGUCUGCAAAGAGAGGAUCAGGCUCAUGGUUUCAGGCUCAGCUGCUCUCCCUCUGCCCACUCUCCAACGCUGGGAGGAGAUUACAGGACACACACUGCUGGAACGCUACGGCAUGACUGAAAUCGGCAUGGCGCUCUCCAACCCUCUGAAGGGCCCACGCAUCCCAGGGGCUGUAGGGUUGCCACUCCCUGGUGUGGACGUUCGGAUUGCCAUGAAUAACACGACCAACACCACUAUUGUGGAGGGAAACCACAGAGAGACUCAGGUACGUCCAGGUCUGGAGGGGAAGGAAGGGGAGCUCCUGGUUCGAGGUCAUUCUGUCUUUAAGGAGUACUGGAAUAAACCUCAGGAGACCAGAGAGUCUUUCACUGAUGACGGCUGGUUCAAAACAGGAGACACAGCAACCUUCAAAGAUGGUGUGUAUUGGAUCUUGGGCCGCACCAGUGUUGACAUCAUCAAGAGUGGUGGCUACAAGAUCAGCGCGCUCGAGGUGGAGCGUCACCUACUGACUCAUCCAGACAUCAUAGAUGUUGCUGUGAUCGGGUCCCCAGAUGCCACAUGGGGCCAAAAGGUCACUGCAGUGGUGCAGCUGAAGAAGGGGCAGAGUUUGACCUUGCCUGAGUUGAAGACCUGGGCUAGGGAGCACAUGGCGCCUUACACCAUCCCUACAGGCCUGAUACUGGUGGAGGGGAUGCCAAGGAAUCAGAUGGGCAAGGUCAACAAGAAGGACCUCCUGCGACACUUCUUCCCAUGACUGGACCACUUCUUAGUGUAUGACUCCAUUCAGGUUCCUGGUUGAAGAAAAACAGAUGUACGUCACCUUCUGACUGUCCCCAUCUGGUCCUUAGAUCAGACAAUACAUCACAAGUGUAGAAAGGGAACACAAAGUAAUGAAUUAACACCUCAUGGAAAAUGACUUCCCCUCUGAGGUAACUUAAUCACAACUACAAACGCUGCUACAAAGGUAAUUCCAUUACUUUGAAUACCAAUUAUGCUGAGCAUUGUUUAUUAGCUCUGAGAGGUCUGGAAAUCAUCACUUUGAUAUAUAAUUUACCAUGUAACCAUGGUCUUGAGCCAGUAAAAUCUGAAUGUUAAACAGAAUAGGACAAAUAAUGUGUGCCUAAAAAAGUAAGACAAUAAAAUUAUGUAAAAUAGUGCAUUGAAAGAAACACAAACUGCAUCAAAAACAAGGACCAGUCGUAUUCAAUUUAAAUUCACUUAACAUGCAUGUGACAGAAAAGUUAUUAUUAAGUGGUGACCCACAUUUUUAGAGUUUGCUAUUGUCUCAAUUCCACACCAUAUAUUAAUUCUAUGCAGGUUUUGAGUAUCUAGUAUAUUCACACUGAAAAAAAGUCAAAUUAACUGUACUCAAAGCAGUCAGUAUGCAUACAAAAUAUUCUUGAUUUUUGAGUGUACUGUCAAUGAACACUGUUGUCCAACAUCGUAAUGCACAACAGCAAUGCAUUAUUCACAGCUGCACGAAAUUCUAAAUGAUUGUAGAUUAUAGUGGGACAGCACAGGAAUACAAAAGCAUUAAAUCUUCUAAAAAAAAAAUCUGGAAAAACAUUUGCUUUCUCUCUGUGAAGUUUAUUUGACAGCAGCAUUCUAAUUGCAGUUUGAUUGACGUCCAACAAGAUACAUAUUGUAUCAUUUCCUGUCGGUAUAAAUUGGUAAAAUAUUUGAUUCCUUUAUCAUAAAUGCAAAAACAGUAUACUGUAUAGAUUAGUUGUGGUACCAACUGCAUACAGUUAGUUUGUAUUGUGAAAUUGGGACACAAGAUGUGAUUUAGUUACUUCAAAAGUCAAAUACUUUUUUAUUAAGUGUUAAUGUCAUUUUGUCUGCACUCAGCAAAACUGUGACAGACUAUUCAAUCUGCCUUAAUGAGAUGGGAACAGCUAGCUUCAUUCUCUUUGGCUACUGAUAAAUAAUUGGACAUACCAAAGCAAAAUGUUUAGUGUAUUCAUAAUAAUAGAGUAUUAAUAAUGGUAUGUUUGCAUGAUUUAUUGGUUAAAAAAUGUUUUGUUUGAUCAAAGAUGUUUGAAUGACAGUUUUGCAGUUGUAGGUUGUCACCCAAUUUGUUGUUAAUUAUACCAGCACCAAACACAAUAAAAGACUAUGAGGUGAUAGAAAAUGAGACAUAAUGAGCUUUGAAAUGUACUUACAGGAGAUCAGUGAGAAUACACAGUUAAUAUUAGCUCUUCAGCGCUGUAUACACACUGAUGCACUUGAAAUAGCAGAUAAUGUUUAUCUGAAAAUUACAAAGUUUUAUAAAAUUCUAAAUAAAUUAAAAAGUGU